Molecule: messenger RNA, 1588 nt
Organism: Brassica oleracea var. oleracea
Lineage: Eukaryota; Viridiplantae; Streptophyta; Magnoliopsida; Brassicales; Brassicaceae
Exons: 6
Coding region: 253-1497 (414 amino acids)
Source: RefSeq, a predicted model, not a curated record
AAAAAAAAAAAAGUCGAAGCAAAGUUCUGGUGCUUCUCGCGCACCCUAUCAUCCGAUCAGACUUUCUUCUCCGGCGAAAAUCACUCUCUUCCUCACCGGCGAUCGAGUCCCCGACUAUCAAAUCGAGGUUACAGGGUCUCAUAGAUUCGUAUCUAUCACUCUUCACUGAUUCGAAUUCGUUUCAGAGGUUUGAUUUUUGACCAAAAAGCUCCACCUUCCUAGGGUUAGCUAAAGAGGGAAGCUUGAAUCGAAAUGUCAUAUGAAAGCAAAGGCUUCUGGAUUCUCAAGAACAAUGAGAAUGCAAACGAGGAAGAAGACUCUGUGUAUGUUCAUCACCAUCAACCAAGAGAAGAUGCAAAGCGUCCUUACCCUUGGUUUAACGACUCCUCUUCUCGCUCUGAGACCUUCCCAAACAAGAAGCAAGCCGUUGUGCAAGUGCAAGAUCCAGGGAAAUCAAAUGUAGUAGGUCUAAGUCUUCCUCUAUGGGAAACUUCAUCCGUGUUUCAAUCCGUCUCAAACCAGUUCAUGGAUAGGCUUCUCGGCACUGAGAUGCCCAGACCCCUUUUGUUUGGUGACAGAGAUAGCAGAACAGAGCCCAAGAGCUAUAUGGAAGACAGAUCUGUGGAGUUGUCUAUAUCUAACGGGGCUGAGGUUGUUGGAAGCUGUUUCGGUGGUGGUGGUGAUGGAGGAAGUAGAAAGCUUCAAGUUAGUCGUGUCAAGGAGACGAUGAGUACUACAACACAUGGUGGUUUGAUAGACGGUAGGAAAAUGGAGUCGUCUUCGAUUAGAGCUUGUGGUGGGAGGGAGAACGAGAGUAGUAGUAGUAGUAGCUUUGUGAAUUUCGCGAUGGAGGGUGGUCAUCCUUAUGGUAAUGAGGAGGACACUCAUGGGAUCACGUUUGGUGAAGAGCUUAACGGUGUUGGCUCUGGGAACUAUCAGUCUUAUGUUCAAGAUCCAGAUAUGGUUUAUGGACAAGAAACCGCACAGACCAACAGCGAUGUUGUGAGUGAGCAACCGCAAGUGGGUAAACAGAGUUUGGAAUCUUUUCCAAAGAGUAAGACGUCAAAGAAGGAAGCUUCCACAAGCUUUCCUUCGAACGUAAGAAGCUUGAUAUCAACUGGUAUGCUCGAUGGCGUUCCUGUGAAGUACGUGUCUCUCUCGCGUGAGGAGCUUCGAGGAGUCAUCAAAGGAUCAGGCUAUCUCUGUGGGUGUCAAGCUUGUGAUUAUACAAAGGUGCUUAAUGCGUAUGCAUUUGAGAGACACGCGGGAUGUAAAACAAAGCAUCCAAACAAUCAUAUUUACUUUGAGAACGGGAAGACUAUUUAUCAGAUAGUUCAGGAACUUAGGAACACUCCAGAGACUAUGUUGUUUGAUGUUGUUCAGACUGUUUUUGGGUCUCCUAUCAAUCAGAAAGCAUUCCGCAUAUGGAAAGAAUCAUUCCAAGCAGCAACCAGGGAACUUCAGCGUAUCUAUGGCAAAGAAGAGCGUUGCUUUUGAAUGUAUAAAUUACUAUAUUAAUGUGGAGAAUUGUAAGAUUGUAAACUUUUACUGGAUCUUAUAAUGUAUAAACUUCUUUUUUUUGGUUUGA